Messenger RNA from Puccinia graminis f. sp. tritici CRL 75-36-700-3, 1053 nucleotides. RefSeq lists its product as uncharacterized. The transcript is spliced from 3 exons. Bases 1 to 1053 code for a protein of 350 amino acids. The record is from RefSeq and is a predicted model, not a curated record. Lineage: Eukaryota; Fungi; Basidiomycota; Pucciniomycetes; Pucciniales; Pucciniaceae.
AUGGGGAAACCAGUGAAUUCAUCGGCAAAACCUGCUGAGUUACCUGCGAAACCCGCCGACUUACCUGAAAAACCGGCCGACCCGGCCGACUUACCUGCAAAACCCGCCGAGUCGCCUGAAAAACGAGACGAGUUACCUGGGCAACCGGACAAGUCACCUUCAGAAACUCGAUUCACGGACAAUCAAAAUCGGGCGUUGAUUUCUUGGUUUCAUCAUGUUGUCUGGAAUCAUUCCCAGAAGGAUUGCCUAUCUCCCAGAUGGAUGCCUUUUGAUGAGUACCUCGAAAAACAUUACAAGAUUGAAACUUACAACCCGUCCUUGGUCGAUUUUACACUGGAACAAAGGAAACAGCAGUACUCACGCCUCUGGCAGAAGUUCAUGAUUGUUCGAAACCGUGCCGAGUUGCCAGGAAUUGAGUUGAAUCAACUACUGAGUGAAAACGGUCUUCCCCAAUCACUUUAUUGGCCACUGGUGGAUUUGUACUGUGGAACCAAACCCAUGAGACCGGUGUUGGGUGAUGGUCCCGACUUUGCACACAGUGAGGAUGAAGAGAGCUUUCAGAAUGCAACGACUCCACAAUCCAAUCCGGCCAAGCCACCACCACCAACCACGAAAGCCAAAACCCGCACCAUUUCACACACCAACAAUGUCCUUCCAGUCGUGGAGGUGGGCGAGACCUCAAACGCCCCGGCGCCCGGGUUCAUCCCGGUGCAUGUUCCGUCAGCCAGGGCACCUUCUGACUUGCUCACUUCCCUUCAAACACUGGUGACUCAAUCAGAAAAGGACACAAGUUCGGCGGAGGCCCAAUUCCACGAGGCUUGCUUACUAUUUUCUAGACGGCAAGUUGAAGAGCAUCUCCGCCAUCAUGAAGAACAGCGCAUCCACCAUGUGAAUAUGAAGAACCUCUUCAGCAAUCAUCUGGAGGCCAUUGUGAAACAUCAACAUGCUCGCGACAAUGCCAAUUCACAAGCAAUCCGGUUUCGAUCCUCGCUGAGCACCCUGAUGUCUCAAUUCUCAGGCCAGUCCGAUGGUUCUACCAGUAAGACAGAGUGA